GGUCCGUCCUUGGUCCCCCACCCAUUGGCCCCACUCCUUUCUUGGCAAAAAAGCCAUCCAAUUUUUUUCGCUUUUGGCUCAUGAGUUCCUGGUCUUGGUCCGGAUUUGCAUAUGUUUUGUUUUGUUUCGUUUUAUGAAUUUGUAUAGAUUCUGUAUCUAUCUUUCUUGUUCUUUCUUUAUCGAUAGGAUUGACAGUCACCAAAUUCUAAACGAUUUAAAAAUUUUCUGAUCUUGUUGGUUUUUGAGUUCGGUGUGUUCGGGAUAAUGAUUGUAGAGUUGGAAAGGAGAGAAGCAGACCUUCCCCUUUUCCUCUAAGAUCUAGGGCGAACUCCAAGUUACAAAGGAUGGCCAUGGCACCCACAGUAAAGGUGGUACUAGGCUCCAUUGCGUUUGGGAUCUUCUGGGUCCUAGCUGUUUUCCCUGCGGUGCCCUUCCUCCCUAUCGGAAGGACCGCAGGAUCUCUUCUUGGCGCCAUGCUUAUGGUCGUCUUCCGCGUGAUUACUCCCGAAGAAGCCUAUGCGGCGAUCGACCUCCCCAUCCUUGGCCUCCUCUUUGGCACCAUGGUUGUUAGUGUCUAUCUCGAAAGGGCCGAUAUGUUCAAGUAUUUGGGUAAAUUGCUCUCAUGGAAAAGUAGAGGCGGCAAGGAUUUGCUCUGCCGCAUCUGUCUUGUUUCUGCCGUCUCCAGUGCUCUAUUUACCAAUGAUACUUGCUGUGUUGUUCUCACUGAAUUUAUCCUGAAAAUUGCAAGGCAGAACAAUUUGCCGCCACAGCCGUUCCUUUUGGCCCUGGCUUCUAGUGCGAAUAUCGGUUCUUCCACGACUCCGAUCGGUAACCCGCAGAACCUGGUUAUCGCUGUUCAGAGUAAGAUUUCUUUCGGGGAAUUCUCGUUUGGGCUCCUUCCUGCAAUGCUUGUGGGAGUAAUUGUGAAUGCUGCCAUCCUCUUAUGCUAUUACUGGAAGUUGCUGUCCAUUGAGAAGGAUGUGGAAGUGGCUCAAGCAGCAAAGGAUGUGAUCGCGGAAGAGGAUGUCACUUCUCACCGUUUUUCGCCUGCGACCAUGUCACACCUCACUUCUAUGAACUCUCAGGAUUGGAGUUCUGCAAUUGAAUCCAUUCCUCAGAGCCCAGCGUUAAAUGGAGAGAUUGUGCAUGUCGAGACAUUAAGGAACAGAAUAAGUUACAGUGAGAAUGACAUACGGUCAGCCACAAGCGAUGGCACUGAGCCUGCAAAGGUUUCGAAUGCAUCGAAGGAGCUAGCAGGGGUUGGUGGAAUUUCUCAAAGGAGAGAGGAAGGUGCAUCUGUGAGGAGAUAUGCGAGAAAUGCCAGCUGGAUCAAUGGCAUGAAGGAAGGGUUUCCUCACCACUCUUUGGAGGAAAAGGAAAUUCCCAUGGGGAGGUGGAAGAGAUUGUUGUGGAAGACCUGUGUCUAUGUUGUGACUGUUGGAAUGCUCAUUGCUCUUCUAAUGGGGCUAAACAUGUCGUGGAGUGCGAUUACUGCUGCUCUCGCUCUCAUUGUACUGGAUUUUAAGGAUGCCCGUCCUUCGCUAGAGAAGGUUUCUUAUUCUUUAUUGAUAUUCUUUUGUGGGAUGUUCAUUACCGUCGAUGGCUUUAAUAAAACUGGCAUACCAAGUGCUCUAUGGGAUCGGAUGGAACCAUACGCACGGAUUGAUAGUGCUGGAGGGAUUGCGGUUCUUGCCCUUGUUAUCCUUGUUCUCUCAAAUGUUGCGUCCAAUGUACCUACUGUAUCUCUGCUUGUCUCUAGUUCUGCUGCUUGGAGCUCGAGUGGCAGCUUCUGCAGCAGACAUUUCUCCAGCUGAAGUGACCAAGGCAUGGCUCCUAUUAUCAUGGGUGAGUACGGUGGCUGGGAAUCUAUCACUACUGGGAUCAGCUGCAAACUUAAUAGUUUGUGAGCAGGCUCACCGGGCUCAAUUUUUUGGUUACAACCUCUCAUUCUUGAGCCAUCUGCGUUUUGGGUUGCCUUCAACACUUGCUGUCACAGCUAUCGGCUUGCUACUUAUUAGGAAUUAUUGAAUGGAUCUGGUGAAGAACCAUGUCGAGAUGAACCUUUUGUAUUUUACAAUAGCAUUUCAGUCCGUGGAGAAAAAGACAAAUUGAUAGCCACUCUUUCAUGAAACAUUGUUGAGGCGAUUAAUAGAAGGUUUGCUUGACAGUUGAGGAGACUCUAAAUAAAAUACGUUAGGUCAUCUAUCUUAUGAAACAAGAUUGUCACCAUAUGAGAGCUCCCAAGCAGACAAGACACGCUCAGUGGAAGCAAAAAUGGAGUGGAUAGGGAUGACCUGCAUAAUUUCAGCGCUCCAAUACACUGCAAGAAGCCUCUUGACAACUUUAUCAUCUCUUUUAACAUGUCGAGCUUGGUAUGCCUUGCGCCAAAUUUUGUUGUUCUUUGUGGCUGUUGAUAUCUUCAUUUAUUUUUCAUUGGGCUAUAUGAUUAGUAAGCAUUUUAGUAA
Phoenix dactylifera (date palm) is the source of this 2465-nucleotide messenger RNA. Its product is annotated as silicon efflux transporter LSI2-like. The record is from RefSeq and is a predicted model, not a curated record. Lineage: Eukaryota; Viridiplantae; Streptophyta; Magnoliopsida; Arecales; Arecaceae. Gene Ontology annotation, biological process: transmembrane transport. Gene Ontology annotation, cellular component: membrane.